This is a messenger RNA of Papaver somniferum (opium poppy), 552 nucleotides long. RefSeq lists its product as uncharacterized. The transcript is spliced from 2 exons. Bases 1 to 552 code for a protein of 183 amino acids. The record is from RefSeq and is a predicted model, not a curated record. Lineage: Eukaryota; Viridiplantae; Streptophyta; Magnoliopsida; Ranunculales; Papaveraceae.
AUGUAUGGAGGAGGUGUUGGAUCAAAAGUGUCAACAGUUCCUGAAUAUAUUCUUAUCAAUAAUUGUGUUUCAGAACUCAAGACCAGUACAAAUAAACUCAAGCGUAGCAUUAAGAAAGCAAGGAAGGUAGCAGCUUCAAAACAAGAGGAUGAGACGUUAGCUGAUUAUCGGCAAAGGAGGGGCCGAUUCCAGCGCAGAAGGUUAGCAGCUGAGGAGAAACUUCGACCUCAUGCUGACGGUGUGGCUUCGGAUUCGGAUGCUUCGGGAGACGAACCCGUGUGGGUGCUACGGGAGUGCAAAAUUAAGCCACAUCGGCGUACCAGGGAGAUUAAGCGACUGGUUGAAGAUGACCUCGAAUCCGAGCAUAAAGAAGAAGAGUAUUGGGAUAUGAUGUACAUCGAUACUGAUGAGAUACCGGACUUCGUCAAUAUCUCUAACAGUGACUCCAAGGAAGAAACUUAUGAGGAUUCUUCGAAAGACAAUAAUGAUGACGAAUCUGAUAACUCUGACAAAUCUGACGAUUCCGAUGAAUCUGAUGCAUCUGAUGAUUGA